AUGGAAAAUACCAAAGCAAACACAGAGCCUCCUUCUGUUAAAGAGCUGCUUAAGAUUCUGUACGGCGGCAAACGUUUCGGAAACCAUGUGGACGAAGUCUGGCCGAAUCUGUUCCUCGCUGACAUGACAGUUGCCAAUGAUCGCUACAGCAUCUGGAAGCUGAGAAUCACCCAUGUUUUGAACGCAGCACACGGGCGGCCCCAUAGUGAGGGGAGUCCAGACUUCUACGGGCCCUCGGUGGAAUACUGUGGGGUCCCCGCUGACGACUCUCCGAGCUUUGACCUCUCCAAAUACUUCACUUCUUCAGCCAAGUUCAUUCACAAUGCACUGGAAGUGGAAGAAGGCCGUGUCCUGGUGCACUGUGCAGUGGGGGUGAGCAGGUCGGCCUCCCUGCUCCUGUCCUACCUCAUGCUGCAUCACAGUCUCUCGCUGCUGGAGGCCGUCCUCACCGUGAAGCAGCACCGGUGGAUUUUCCCAAACACAGGAUUCCUGAAGCAGCUCCGAGCUCUGGACAUCAAACUGAGAAGCGAUCCAUCUCACCAUUAA
Knipowitschia caucasica is the source of this 546-nucleotide messenger RNA. The record is from the annotation of a GenBank genome assembly. Lineage: Eukaryota; Metazoa; Chordata; Actinopteri; Gobiiformes; Gobiidae.